AUGCUCGCGAAGACCUCCGAGGGUGUCAGCGAGCUUUCUCGAGCAGCACGGCUUGCGGAGCUCAGAGAGCGAGACAGACGGACUGCUGACAUCUUGGAGUGGCUGGCUCCUGUUUCCUGGCUGCACAAGCACCGAGACCUGCAAGUCAAGUUGGCGCAAGGUACGGGAAAAAGCUUCCUCCAACAUCCUGACUUCACGAGCUGGCAUGAGCACACCUCGAGCCAUGAUCUUCUUUGCAUCGGUGGGCCCGGAGUGGGCAAGUCUAUGCUCUGCGCCCUUGUUGUUGAUCAACUUCGUGCAAAGUUCAAAACAAAGGAUGUCAUCGUUGCCUACUACUAUUAUGAUUAUGCGGAACAACUAUCACAGAAUCCUCCACAUUUGGCCAGGUCAUUACUACGGCAGCUAUGCUCAGCGAGGGAAACUGUCGCGCCUUCUGUGGCUGAGUUCUACCAGCGCACCCGUAAUGAUGUGAAAGACCAGACGUGGUUUCACGAUUUGCUAGCUGUGCUGGGUCAAGUCGUUGCAACCUAUACCCAAUGCUUCAUCGUCAUUGACGCUUUUGACGAGGCAGAUGCUCAGAGUCAACAACGUGGGCUUUUCGAGGUGAUGGAUGCAAUGAGAAGCUUUACAAGAAACGCGGUAAAGUUCUUGGUUACUGCAAGGCCUCAUGUCCUCAACACCACGUCCAGAUUCCACAAUCCUGUAACGAUCGACAUCAUGGCCGAAGCCCAGGACAUCCGUCUUUUUCUCACGAAAGCAAUCAACGACCAUCGAGACUCUGAGUUCUCCUUGGAUGACAGCCUUAGAGGACAAGUUUUGGACACAUUGUGCAACAGUGCAAACGGCAUGUUCCUGCUUCCAGCACUUCACAUUCAGACAAUCCUCGACCAGAUUACCAAAGCCGAUGUGAAACGGACGUUGAGACACCUGUCCAAUAACUUAACUGGAGCGUUCCAGUCAACGAUCGAAAGGAUAUCCAGCCUGGCCCAAACCAGGCGAGAUCUGGCAUAUAAAACAUUGAUGUGGACCUCCCAUGCUACAAGGCCUCUUUCGGUCUCCGAGUUGCAACAUGCCAUGGCCGUGCGCCUCGGCGACAACGAUCUGGACAUUGAUAACAUUCCGCCCGAGCAGGCUCUCGUGGCUUGUUGCUGCGGCUUGGUUGUAGUGGAUCCCGAAAGUUCCAUUAUACGUCUAGUGCAUCGCUCUCUCGAAGAAUAUCUACGCGACCACGAUCACGGCUUGUUCGGUGAAGUCAACCUGUUGAUGACGAGGACAUGCCUCCAUUACAUUUCCCUCGACCCAAUCAAGUCCUUGACCACCAAAAAUCGCAAUGAUUUUGCGGCAGCCAUUGAGAACCUUCCGUUCCUGGCAUAUGCUGCGCUCGGAUGGGGUCAUCAUGCUUACAGUGUCCGUGCUAGCGAUAUCAAUCACCAAAGUCCGGACUUUCGAAAAUGGAAGGAAAGGGCAUGGGAUUGGGCGAGCUCGUGCGGUGCUGGAAUAUCGCUGGCAUCGGCCUUUGGUUUGACGCAGCUUGUGCAGCUCCUUAUUCACAAGAACAAACACCAUCUUCGCUUAGAUGCCCGCAACUUGUAUGGAAGCACCCCAUUGCACGAAGCAGCCUUUAACGGUCACGAAGGUGUUGCGGAAUUGCUGCUCGAACACGGCGCAAAUCUUCUCGACACCAAUUACGGUUCUGCUACCCCAAUCUACUUGGCCGUGACUCAAGGGAGAUUGCCCAUGGUCAGAACUCUUCUCAAAUAUGGCCGGGAACAACUUGACGUCCCUGGUCCCAGAGGCUUUACGGCUUUGCACAAAGCCGCAGAACAGGGCAUCGAAGAAUUGGUCGUUACCAUUCUCGAAGCAGGUGCUCUAGUGGCUGCGCACGACGAUCAUGACAUGACAGCUCUCCAUCUCGCCGCUCGUCGUGGCCAUCUUUCUGUUGCUCGCCUGUUCGUUUCGCAUGGCGCCGUUGUCCAUGUCGAAGACAGAGAGGGUCUUUGUCCUCUCGAUUACGCAGCUACUGGUGGGUACGUCGAGCUCGUUGACUACCUGCUUGACAAUGGUGGCAGUCUAACGCACAAAGGCCGCGAGCGCUGGACUCCGCUUCAUCGAGCAGCACGGGGUGGUCACACGCAGACUGUCACUUUCCUUCUA
Molecule: messenger RNA, 2154 nt
Organism: Exophiala viscosa
Lineage: Eukaryota; Fungi; Ascomycota; Eurotiomycetes; Chaetothyriales; Herpotrichiellaceae
Product: ankyrin repeat-containing domain protein
Exons: 2
Molecular function (GO): protein binding
Source: RefSeq, a predicted model, not a curated record